Messenger RNA from Coccinella septempunctata (seven-spotted ladybird), 1598 nucleotides. RefSeq lists its product as uncharacterized. Lineage: Eukaryota; Metazoa; Arthropoda; Insecta; Coleoptera; Coccinellidae. The transcript has 2 exons. Bases 156 to 881 code for a protein of 241 amino acids. The record is from RefSeq and is a predicted model, not a curated record.
ACCUCUGAAAUUGAAAUAACCUAAAAAGUAAAAACUGUUGUGCUUGUGCAAGCAGAUCCUUUUUACAGAGACAAACUAGAAAUACAUGUUACAAGAAUCUCUUCAGAAGCCCUCUAACCGAAAUUUCCUAAACAAUACAGAUUUCAGGAGAUAUAAUGGUUCACUCAGAACAAAAACCAGUGAAGAAACGGAAUCGGGGCCACAACAGAAGAAUUGGUUUCACCGAAGAAAUUGUAACUAGAGAUGUAGCAGAAAAUCUGCUAUCCCAAGAGCCCAAAGGAAAUGAAUCUGAUCCAAAAACAUUUCGGAACAAACUAGAAGAAGACUGUGCAAUCGGUGGGGCUAAAAUCCCACCCAAGAAACCCAAAAAACGAAAACAAAAAGUCUCGAAGGAAGAGGAUCUAGCGGAUAUAAAGGUUGAUGAGGCAGAUGGUUUACAAGCCAAGAAAAAAAAGAGGAAUGAGGAAACUCCUGCUGUAACAAAUAUCGAGGAAAAUGAGGUUGAAAAAUCUGAGAAAUCCUUAUCUAAACGAGCUCUGAAACGAACGAAACAUCAGCAACUGUUAGACCAAAAAAAGAAAGAAUCUGACAAUGAGUCUCAACAGAAAGCUUUAAAUUAUUUGUCCAAAUGGAAACAUGCCAGGUCAGAAUGGAAAUUUGAAAAACUGAGACAGGUUUGGUUAGUUCAGAAUAUAUAUGAUUCUGGCAAAAUAGAUGAAAAAUAUUGGGAAACUCUUAUUGAUUAUUUAAAUAAUUCGAAAGGCAAAGUGCGUGAGAAAGUAAUUAAUGAGGCUAUAAAAAUAAUCGAGAAUGAAGAAAUUGAGUUGAAUGAUCAAAUGAAAUUCAAAAGAGCAAAAGAUAUUGUCCAGUGCCUGCAGUGAGUUUUUUGUUGAGGUCUGAAGUGAGUUUGCCAUUCUCAUUUCAAACUACCAAAUUGUAGAAGAAGUGAGGAAGAGAAUCUUAUAACCAGGCUCUAAUCCCAUAUGGGACUGAACCCCAGUAUCUGAGAGGGCUACAAGGCCUUAUUCCUCCUAUAAUUUUGUUGUCCAAGACAUUCUUUGCACAGGUUUGCAAUGGCCAGGCAUUUUGUAACCAGGUGAACAGGAGUUUCCUCCUCUUCCCCAAAGAAUCUACACUUGUCAGUUUCUGAUGAACCCAUUUUCAUCAUAUUUAUGCUUUCUAAGAACAAUGUGAGGAGGUGUAACUUAUUUUUACCCAGAUCCAAAUACUUCUUGGCAGUUUUAAAAUUCUGGAGGAUUUUUUUGUAAUGAUGCAUUCUUGGAAGAUUCCUACAGGGUUUCUCUUCUCUUCUCCAGAAAUAUUUUCUUAUAGGUGCAUUUUCCUAUACCACAGAAAGGUUUUAGGCCAGUAAAAGGCUCCCUUUCUGGUGAUCAGUUUCUUGGAACGUUAAGAAGAAGCUCAGUUUAAUUAAUCUUCAAAUUAUGCAAAAUUGUUAGUCUCUGUACAAAGCAAGUGUAGAACAAAACCUUGACCAAUAAAAUGGGGUGACCUAUAUUCUAAUUAAGUUAUUGUUAUUUAGGAAGUGAUGUUUGUACAUAAUUUUGUUGAAUAAUAAAAUUACAAAGGUUUUUUUAUAA